Polypterus senegalus (gray bichir) is the source of this 3271-nucleotide messenger RNA. RefSeq names its product tumor necrosis factor receptor superfamily member 10B-like. The transcript is spliced from 10 exons. Gene Ontology annotation, molecular function: protein binding. Gene Ontology annotation, biological process: TRAIL-activated apoptotic signaling pathway; positive regulation of apoptotic process. NCBI's taxonomy places the organism in Eukaryota, Metazoa, Chordata, Cladistia, Polypteriformes, Polypteridae. The record is from RefSeq and is a predicted model, not a curated record. Bases 724 to 1950 code for a protein of 408 amino acids. Gene Ontology annotation, cellular component: plasma membrane; cell surface.
UUGGCAUCACUCUGAAGAGCCACUUUGACAUCAUUACUUUUAAGAGUAUACCUCCAUAACUGGGAUAGAUUUUUGCUGGAUGGAUAGACAUUAGGUAUGCUGCAGGGUUCAUGUAAAGCCGAACCAUGCAACGUAAAGGUUUACUGUGGGAGGUUUUGGAAAAUUGUCUUUGCUGUCUUUAAUGUUUCUGGCUUAUGAGCAUAGGUUGGAAUGAAGGCUGGAGAUUUUGUUAUCAUAGUCAUAAACUGCUUUUCAUGAUUUUGUGGGCUGAAAGUCUGUAGUGAGUCUAGUGGUUCUGUAUGAGCAGGUGACUGUAGAAUUACUGGAGACAAAGGGCUAUAAUGUAACAAGUGAGAAUGUCUUUAAAUGUUUCCAUUCAUUUCAAACAUGUAUCCAUUUUCUUUAGCAAUUACAUGUCUGUGACUUUAACGUGUUACGCAUAUUCAUGCUCAUUAGUGUCCCUCCCGAAUUGCGCGGUGUGGACUAUCUGCGGAUUCAAUCUUAACCGGGUUAGGUAAAAAAAAAAAAAAAGUAGUCUACCGAAUGACGCUUACAGCGCGUGCGUCAAGUUAUGCAUAGGUUUAAAUUACAUGGUGGUUCGUUGGCACUUCAGGAUUUUCUUGCUAUUCCACAUUGCAAGAACCAGGGUUCAACUCCCGGGGCGAUGUCUUCUCCACCUAGUCUGCCUUUUCCAAAAUGUAGUGUGAGUUUCUUCGGAAAGACAUGCAAGGCUUGUUUACAUAUUUCCUGCUUCAACCAGUUUCAGGGAGUGAUGAAGCAGGAGCGAGUGACUCCCUGAAAAACAGAACCAUCCGAGGGGUGUCUUGUCCACAAAAUGCAUAUCAAUAUCAAGGACGGUGCUGCAUCAAAUGCCCUGCUGGAGAACAUGUGAAAAAUAACUGUUUAUCAGAUAUGACAGCAAGUAUCUGUGAGCCUUGCACUCCUGGAGUAGACUACACAAGCUACGAGAAUGGCCUGGAGCAAUGCCGACCCUGCACAACCUGCAGAUCAAUUGAUCAAGAAGAAGUGUCUCAAUGUACUGUCAAGCAGAACAGAAUAUGCCAGUGUCGAAAAGGCUCCUUCUUCUGCAACAUUAACCAUCCUUGUGAAGUGUGUAAACGCUGCAAAAAAUGUAAAGAAGGCGAGAUUGAAACUGCACGGUGCAAUGCAACCGCAGACACUGAUUGUGGCAGUCCUGUUACUAAAAAGCCUAACGAGAAUAACGGUAAUACAGACAAAGGUUCUUCACAUGGAAUAUAUCUGGUCAUUUUGUUACCAGUUAUCGUGAUAGUUGUAAUACCUCUGGCGAUUUAUUUCUGGAAGAAGAAAAAUCAGCAGCAAAGUACUAGAAAUACUGAAGAUGACCCUGAAUCCGCAAGCAAGAUGUUACAUCAGGAUAAUGAAAGUAAAGAAAAUCAAGAAGAGAGGCAGAAUAAUACAAACAACAGUUUUAUGCUGAGGAAAACACAAACAGAAAAUGAAGAUGAAGAUAAAGGCAUAGGAGGAAGCAUUGGCACAGCACAUUCAUCACAAAACAGCCUUCCCUCAGUGUGCAACAUUCCACUUCAGAACAACUCGGAGUCCUCUACAGGGAAUGAAUCCUCGGCAGAAAACUUCAAAGAGGAGAUCCCAGAUCUUAUUCCUAAUCAGGAGAAAGCUCUUGAAAAAAGUCUAGACUACUUCAGCUCUGUUUUAGUUCGGGAGCGGCCCAAGUUCCUAAGGAGCAUUGGACUGGAUGAUAAUGAAAUACAGAAAGCACAUUACCGGCACCCAAAAAGCACAGAUGAGGAGCUUCACUCUGCCUUGCUGAUGUGGUUAGAAAAGAAUGGAGCCAAAUCUGAUAUAAACACUCUGCUGAGGGCAUUGUAUGAACUGAACCAGAAGCUUACAGCUGAAACUAUAACCAGUACCCUUAUAGAAAAAAAAUUAUACAAAAAAGUAAAUGGCUAGCAUGGACUUUUAUGGUGACAAAUGGAAAGUGUUUUUUGAACUUGUGAGAAUCCGAUUUCUACUAAUGAAGAAAGGAUUUAAGAGAGAGACAAAAACGUACCAAGAUUUGACUCACAUUAAACACCAGGCCAGGUGGUCUGCUGCUAUGGUGGGUUCUGUUGCAGAAAUUUUGGUAGCUUGCAGUGCACUGCUAGGUCAGUCUCAGUAAUGGCACAAUAUUAACAUGUAGUGUUUGCAUAGCCAGUAUGGGGUGACCAAAAAUGGAAGCACCUCAUUGAAACAAAUGUACAUGAGGAGUUAUAGUAGUUGAUGGUGUUCAGUCAUCUAGAAUCACUGAAACAUAUUUAAUAGCAGUGGUACAAAACUCUGCUGCUGUAAAAAUUACCUUUUGCCAGCCCAAGGCUGAUUAACUUUAUGAAACUGAUGGAUUCCUAUGAGCUAUAUGAUUCCUAAGGUAAUCUUCCAUAGGAAAAUUUUUUUUACUGAUAUCAGAUUUCAGGGAAGUUUGUGUUUUUGUUAAAUAUAUAUCUCAGUUGCUUCUGAUGAAGAAUUUUAACUAUCAGAACAAAAUGAAUAUGAAAAUGUUUUAAUUUUUUUAAUUUUUAAGGGAUUCUUUUUGAGGUUGAAAUAUUUUUUUACACAAUACUGAUUAACAAUUGGAUUAAUGUGAACUUUUCUAUAUAAAGUCAGCCUCAAUAAUGUCCAUGGAUAUGAAGAGGAGGAAAACCAAUUGCAAAUGAACAAUUAUGAGCAACUUUCAGAAUCUUUUUUUGAAGAAUUAUUGUUUGUUUCUCUCACAUUUCAUGGGAAAACCUAUGGGAAAAACUGGAUAGUUUUUCAAUGCAAUUAAGUCGUAGUUUUUUUUAGGAAUUAAUAACAUGUUUGAGUCAGACAUUUUCCCAUUUUAAGGGUCUGGUACCUGUGCUCAAUGAGACUCUCGGCUUUUUUCGAUUGUUAUGGUAUUUUUAAACAAUUUCUCUGAGCAUUUUGAUAAUUUAUUUUGAAUACAAAUUCUUAUUUAAGAAAUUGUUAACUUUUAACUUAAUAUUAAAACAUACAAGGAAAAAAUGUGAAUUCAAGUGUGAGGAAACAGCAAACCCCGAAGUGACUGCACUGUGUACAGUCUUUCUUGCACCCAGAAGAUACACGUGCAGAGUUAAGUUGAAGGAAUUGUGUGAAAAAAAAAUCCUUGAAUGUUUAAGUUCACAUUUUACUGAUUUUACAGGGCUAUGUUGGCCAAUAAAUGUGAACAAACUGAAUUUUGUACAGUUACAUUACAUGUAUAUAUUGAAUAUUUUAAUUAAAAAAUGUAUAAAUUCCA